Macrosiphum euphorbiae (potato aphid) is the source of this 942-nucleotide messenger RNA. The record is from the annotation of a GenBank genome assembly. Lineage: Eukaryota; Metazoa; Arthropoda; Insecta; Hemiptera; Aphididae.
AUGAAACGUAAUCAUUCUGGAUCAUUAUUAAAUUAUUUUAAAGUUGGGUCACACACCACACCUGCAGAAGUCCAAAAAGGAUCAGUUGCUAUAGACAGUUCAUCGGCAAUAAAUAAUGAUGCUACAGCUACAUCAAAUGAAUGUAAUGUUCAACCAAAUGACGGUAAUAACAUAGUACCAAAAUAUGAUAUAUCUUUAUAUGUAAACAAAAAAAUUAGUGACCAUGAAAAAAUUAAUUUUAUUAAAAAUAUGUGGGUUCCCGAUAAUAGUUAUACUUUUAAAACUCAACAAAUAGGUUCUCAAAAUAGAAAAUUUAAUCGAUUUUGGUUAAUAAAAUAUAAAUGGUUGGCUUAUUCGAAUUUGGAAAAUAGUGUCUAUUGUAAGAUGUGUGUUUUAUUUGCCCCUUCAAAUGCUGGCCACUGUUCUUCGCAAGCGCUUAAUCAAUUAGUUAAAACAGGAUACAAUAAUUGGAAAAAUGCUUUAGAACGAUUUGAAAAACAUUUACUUUUAAACUAUCAUAAAGAUGCUACUUUAAAAUAUGAUACUUUUAUUGAUAUUAUGAGUGGAAAAUUGUUACCAAUCAAUAAACAAAUUGAUAAAGAUUCACAAAAACAAGCCUUAGAGAAUUCGGAGAAACUUAAACCAAUUAUAAAAACAGUAAUUUUAUGUGGGCGUCAAAAUUUGUCUUUAAGAUCGCAUGAAGAUUAUGGAGUUUUUGAUACAAAAAUAGAGCCCAAUAAAAAUGAGGGUAAUUUCCGUGCUAUAUUAAGGGCUAGAAUAGAAUCAGGUGAUGAAAAUUUAAAAAAGCAUUUUGAAACUUGUGGUAAAAAUGCUACUUAUAUAAGUUGGAAUAUACAAAAUCAAAUUAUUGAAGCAUGUAAUGAAAUAAUUAUUCAAAAACUAGUCACUAAAAUCAAUAAAACUUGGCAGAUGUUCUUUUAG